AUGGACGAUUCAGUCAGAUCUUUAAUCAGGUUUGUUAGCAGAGGAUUCUAUAGUACACCAUAUGUCUUGAUUUUAGAUGCUGUAUUACGUCACUCUGUAUUAUCAGAAGAUGAUUUAAUUCAUUUGAUUGGUAUCAAAAGAAAAGAAUUACGUUCACUUUGUAAUCGAUUAGUUGAAGAUAGGUUAUUAAUAAAUCAUAUUCAAAGAGAAGAUAAUGGACAACAGAAAUAUGUUACUAGAACGUAUUUUUAUAUCCAUAUAACUGAAGCUAUAGAUUCAAUUAAAUGGAAAGUUCAUACCAUUGUUAAUCAAUUAAAACAAGAGAUGUCAAGUUUUGGUAAUCCUCAAGGUUAUGUAUGUCCAAGAUGUGGUAAAAAAGUUUCACAAUUGGAUGCUAUUUCCUUAUUAAGUGAAGACAAAACUGAGUUUAUAUGUGAUGUAUGUCAAGGAGUAUUAAUUGAAGAUGAUUCAUCACAACAAGCUAUACUAAAACAAGAAAAAUUGGAGGAUCUAAUGUUACAGAUUGAUCCAAUUAUUAAAUAUUUGAAAAUUAUUGAUGAUUCUCAAAUUCAAGAUAAUGAUUUUGAAAGUUCAUUAUUGCAGGCAAUUCCUGCCCAAUCAACAACUUCAGCUCAAUAUACAUUAUCUAACCGUGUUAGCUCUAAAUCAAGAUCAGGUAUUAACGCACAAGCUAUGCAAAAUGCAGCAGCUAGAUCACAAGCCACUUUACAUGUUUCAAUUACCGCAAAUGAUGAAAAUUACGAACGAGAACAAUUGGAAAAGGAAAGAAGAAGACAAAAAUUGGAACAAAAUGCAUUACCUUCAUGGCAUUCAAAUAGUACUGUUGGUAAUUCACAAAAUGUAGAUUUUAUGAAGGAUGAGUUGGAGGUUACCAAUAGUGUUAAUGAAGAAGGAGAAGAUGGUGAGACAAAAGUUAAAAAUGAACAGGGCAACAAUAGUGUCGCCGUCAAAGAAGAAAGACAAGGUGCUACUAGUGAAUUGGAAGAUGGAAAUGGCACAGAGGUAUCUUCAGUAUUGCCCACCCCUGAACCUACAUCCUUGACGGCACCACCACAAUCUACAUCCAACAACAACAACAUCCAUACCGAUCUCAAGGAUCAAGAAGCGCAGAAUGCAUUGGCUGAAUAUUACGCUCAACUUGCCGAACAAGAGGGAGACGAUGAUGAUGACGAUGACGACGAUGACGACGAUGACGAUGAUGAUGAGGAUGAAUUUGAUGAUUUGAUUUAG
Lodderomyces orthopsilosis Co 90-125 is the source of this 1251-nucleotide messenger RNA. RefSeq names its product transcription factor TFIIE subunit (gene TFA1). NCBI's taxonomy places the organism in Eukaryota, Fungi, Ascomycota, Pichiomycetes, Serinales, Debaryomycetaceae. The record is from RefSeq and is a predicted model, not a curated record. The coding region runs from base 1 to 1251 and encodes 416 amino acids. Gene Ontology annotation, biological process: transcription open complex formation at RNA polymerase II promoter; transcription initiation at RNA polymerase II promoter. The transcript has a single exon. Gene Ontology annotation, cellular component: transcription factor TFIIE complex.